AAAUAUAUAAAUACAGUUUAAGUUUGGCAGUGGUACUAGUAGUAAGAUCUUUGCAAUUAUACAACCGAAAUAAUUUGUAAACAUCUGAAAAUGAUUUUAAUUUAUUUGUGUUGUUUUCUUUUGUUUGCGUACUAUCUGUACCGAAAAAACUAUACAUAUUGGGAACGUAAAAGAAUUCCUAAUGAAAAACCUUUCUUUUUUUUUGGAAGUUUUUACAAUGUGGCUUUAGGAAAACAACAUAUUUUUCACAAAAUUCGUGAAAUAUACAACAAGUUUUCAACUCCUUACGUCGGAAUCUACAUCUUCAACCAACCGAAUUUAGUGAUUAGAAGUCCGGAACUCAUAAAAAAAGUGUUAGUGAAAGAUUUCGACAAAUUUGUGAAUCACAAAUUGGCAGCAAAUGAAUCAGUAGAUCCCAUAGCCUUCCACACACUUGCCAGUGCAAAGAACGAUACAUGGCGCAACAUUCGUGCAAAAAUGUCACCAAUUUUCACUUCAGGAAAAAUCAAGUUGAUGUUCCCUUUAAUGAAAGAAUGUGGUUCAGACUUGGUUAACUACAUAAAGAAACAUAAUGGAGAAGUUAUGGAGGCUAGAGACGUCACGAAGAAAUAUGCCGUAGAUAUUAUAUCUUCGUGUGCAUUUGGUAUAAAUUCUUAUUGCUUAAAAGAUGACAAUUCUGAAAUUUUACAAGUUGCAACAAAACUUUUUGACUUUAAAUCGAUUAUAAGAAACAUUUCAAUCUUUAGUUUCUUCUUCAUGCCAAAACUGGUAGACAUAUUUAGAUUAACCUUCAUGGACAAAAAAGCUUCCGAUUAUUUGAUGAACAUUUUCAAUGCCACAAUGAAAGAACGCCGGGAAAACAAAAUCGUACGCAACGACCUAAUAGACAUGCUACAUAACUUAAAGGAAAACACUACUGGUAAAGCAAAAUACAUCUUUGAUGAUAUAAAAGUAGCUGCACAAGCUUUGACUUUCUUUUCUGCUGGAAAUGACACAACCUCUCUGACCAUUACUUUUGCUCUUUACGAACUGGCUUUAAAUACCGAUAUACAGGACCGAUUACGUAAGGAUAUUAGGAAACAAUACGAAGCACAUGGUGAUUUUACUUAUGAAGCUAUUCAAGAAAUGAAAUAUUUAGACAUGGUCCUAUCUGAAACACUGAGAAAAUAUCCUUUAACAAGUUUUUUAAAUCGUGAAUCUGUAUCCAACUAUACAUUUGAAGACUCUGGACUCACUAUAGAUAAGGACACUUCUAUUUUAAUUCCUGUUGCUGGAUUACAUUAUGACGAAAAGUAUUUUCCUAAUCCUGAAAAAUUCGAUCCGGAACGAUUCAGUGAUGAAAAUAAAACUAAAAUAGUUCCAUACACUUAUUUGCCUUUUGGGGAUGGUCCAAGAAUUUGCAUUGGACAAAGAUUUGCAACCGUGGUAUCAAAAGUUGCUUUGGCUUAUGUUCUUAAAGAUUUCGCCGUUGAAAAAACAGGUGCUACAAACGUUCCGCUGCAGUUGGAUCCAAAGGUUAUGUUUAUAGUAGACAAAAAUGGUGUACAUUUAAAAAUGGUUACAGUAUAAUACCUUAAGUAUCUUUACAUACAAAUAAAUAUAAAUAAAUAAAGUGCAAAAAAGAA
Molecule: messenger RNA, 1625 nt
Organism: Tribolium madens (black flour beetle)
Lineage: Eukaryota; Metazoa; Arthropoda; Insecta; Coleoptera; Tenebrionidae
Product: cytochrome P450 6k1-like
Exons: 4
Coding region: 91-1569 (492 amino acids)
Molecular function (GO): iron ion binding; oxidoreductase activity, acting on paired donors, with incorporation or reduction of molecular oxygen; monooxygenase activity
Source: RefSeq, a predicted model, not a curated record